CAUAAAAUAUCUGCCAAACUCUCCUCUUGAAAAAGGUUGAAUGCAAAAACAUUGUUUAGUAACAAUAUAUGUGCUUUUAGGGAUUGGAUUUGUAUCCACGACGGACAUUAUCUUGAGAAAACGAGGAUCAUUAAUGAAGACGUGCGUUUCAUUCUAUAUAUCUAACAUAACGAACGAUAAAAAUCCUUUAAAACAAAGUUAAUAUAAACCCCACUGAAACUUUUUUCGACGUUCAAAUUGACGCAUUGGCUGAAAAUGUUCUACUGUGAUACAUUAUGCCUUGAAUUAAAUGUGUUUUUGUGAAGAAAUAAUCAGUUAAUGCAAGGAACUUUACCACCGGUAACUGGCAGAACGCUUUAAAACAUCAAUGCGUUUUUAACGAGUGUCUAUAUGCACAAAUAAAAAGGAAGAUGGAUUGCAGUGUAUUGUGCGUGCUAGUGUUUAUGGUGUUGCGUAAAGUAUCAAGUGAGCCAUGGGGGGAACGCCGUAAACACGAGCCUACCUUCCUCCAAACACCAACAAAUAUCACAGUCAAUCGUGGUGAAAUCGCAGUGUUGAAAUGCCACAUCCGCAACCUGGGUCCAAAAGUUGUGGUCUGGCACAAAGGAACACAAGAUGUGCCUCUUACAAUCGGCAAAACUAUAUUCGAGCAGGAAAACCAGAUUGAUAUCAAGUUCCAACAGAUAUCGGAAGAUGAUUCUAACUGGGACCUGUUUAUUAAGGACGUUCAACCCAAACACGCCGGCACCUACUUGUGUCAAGUGACUGCAACCAAACUGUACACACACUACGUCACACUCCAUGUACUCGAUAAUCCGGUGACAGUAAACGAAAAAUUAACAUUGACAGGCACCAAGUACGUAAAUCAAGGGGAAACUAUUCGUCUAAUGUGCAACGUGACCGGUGUACCCAAUAUGCUUGAUGGAGUGGACUGGUUUUUCCAAGGUGAACCGAUAGUGACGAUGGCGUCCUAUUGGAGGGAUAGAACUAGCAUCUUGAAGCACAUAGAAGGGUAUAAAUACUACAGCGAGUUGAUAAUUGACCACAGUUCACUACAAGACAUGGGCAUGUACCUGUGCCGAGGUCCCAAUCUGAAGAUAGACAGCAUCCGAGUCGAUGUUCUGAGCGCAGGCAAGCCAAUUGUGUAUCGAAGAGGAUCUGACACUGGUGCAAGUUAUUCACAUGCGAGCGGAUCAUACAGCGUUUCUGUAAGCUAUCUGACCUAUAUCGUCACAGCGAUAGUGAUAGCUUUACUGCUUGGGACAUAUGAUGGGUCUUCUUGCGAAGAGCUUUCCGUGCAUAUGGGACUGUUUAUACCUAAAGAUGAUCUUAGAAGAUGACAUGGAUAUGAAAAUACAGGUCAUCUGUGUGCCUUACAUUCCUGAUGAUGAGCAAAACGUGAUGAAUGAAAUGGAUACAUAACGUUAACGAAGUUUUGUGCGUACAUAUCAAGAAUGGUUGUAAAACAGCCAUAUCUUACUUUUUCGCGUGAUUGUGAUAUUGAGAAGUUUAAUUACGUUAGUUUUAACUUUUUUUGAUAAGUGCAGGGCAAUAUUCUUAUUGCGAGGGAUUUUUAUUAAAAGUUUAAACCAAAUCAUACAACAGUUUAAAUAUUCCAAAAAUGUUCAUGUAUUAUUGUUCGUGAAACACAAUAUUUGAUUGAACUCUAAACGUGUUUUCCAGCACCGAAAAUGUUUCAGUAAUGCAUUUGUAAGUCGUGUUUUAUCUUUGUUGAAUUUUAACGGUUGCAAAUGAAAAUACACGGUAAGGCAUAAGUGUAAGAUGACAUUAAUAUUUCAAUUAUGUGGUUUAUACAAUUCAUAUUUCUAUUUUAUUUUUUAUUUUGUAUAUCACCAUAACAAUAUUUCUAUUAUAUAGUCACUAUUCGUGCUUGAAACGUUUUUACUUCUUGACCAUGAUACACAACGUCGAUUUAUAAUGUGAUUUGUGUUAAAUCAUUUAUAAAAUUUAUUAUUUUUACAUUAUUGAUUCAAAGCAAACUUGUAUUGAUCGUAUGAUGUGAAUUAUUGAAAUUUUGGUAGUUUGCAAGUUCGUCACUAUUCUAAUAUCAUCGUUGCAGAAAUAUGUGUAUCUGAGUCUUUUGAUGUUACAUUCAUAUACAAAACCACUUUUCAUGUUUCAAAUUAAUACCUUGCCAUUAAACUAUUUCCAUAUUGACAUGCUCCAUGGGGUUAACGUAUACAAUGUUAAAAUACGAUUCUGGAAUGCCUUUUCUGCACGGACGUUAGCGCGUCAUUGAUUUUUUAGUUCAUCAAUCUCUUUUAAAAUGUACACGUAUUGGGAUAAAAUUCCAUUAAUAAAUACCAAGUUACAAACAACUAGGUUAAGUAAAACAAUCCAUUAAUUUUUAAAAUUAAAUCAGUUAUGAAGUAAAUAAAAAAUAAACUUGCAAGGGCGAAAUAAGAACAUAGAAUGAAUACGAUUACUCAACAAUAGAUUUAUUCGCUAGGAGCACAUAUCUCGUCUGUAAUACAAACUGUGUUCAUUGUAUAACACGCCGCCUACUUUAAACGAGUCACGUUAUUAAUAACAAUGCUCAAAUAUUAUUGUAUUUGUGAUUGCUUCGAAAUAGUAGUUGUCAUUUCAUCAUAUAGAGUUGGCCACCCGCAAACUGAUUGUUUGGCGACCAGUCUCAAGGAAGCUGGGAAAGGGGGCGACAUCUGGACUUAUGUCUUCCUGGACGAAUAAACUGGAUCCACUGGAUAAAAUCGUUAUUGUUUUGCAUAAGAAGGUAAAGGUUUAACCAUGGUGGCCAUAUGUCUAAUAAUGGAAUGUGCUGUGUUUAUAAAACAUUUGACAAUCAUAUAAUUACGACGUUAACGGAUCAUGCAUUUACGAUCAAUGGGGCACAGGUUGUUUAUUGUGUUUUCGUUUCUAAUAAGUAUGGUUCAAAAUCACCUCUAUUGUUCGUAUUUUUUCCCAGGAAGUACAUAUGUAAGUACAAAUGCGAAAUUAAAGCGUUUUCGUACUAUACCGUACUAGACUCCACAAUAAUAAAAAUCGCUAUAUUGUUUGCUUUCAACCGAUUUCAGCCGGAUUUUCAGUGAUAUCCUCCAUUAAAACACGUUUUCUUACGAUUCUGUCCAUAGAUAUAGCUAUGAACUGUCGCUUUAACCUGGCUUGAUGAAAUCCUAUUACCCAAGUAAAGAUGAUGUUACUGUCAAUAAUAAGUUCAG
Dreissena polymorpha is the source of this 3197-nucleotide messenger RNA. Its product is annotated as protogenin A-like. NCBI's taxonomy places the organism in Eukaryota, Metazoa, Mollusca, Bivalvia, Myida, Dreissenidae. The record is from RefSeq and is a predicted model, not a curated record. Gene Ontology annotation, cellular component: neuron projection membrane. Bases 411 to 1340 code for a protein of 309 amino acids. Gene Ontology annotation, biological process: synapse organization. The transcript is spliced from 8 exons.